AUGAAUACGCCAAAUAAAAAGGGAAAGAAGGCACAAGGAGGCCAGCAGAAGUCUGGAAGCGCUAGCAAUGAUGCACCGACUGAAUCUCUACGUGUACCAGCUCGGCGACCGGUAUUCAAACACGUAGUUGAUUCGCCUUUUGUCUUCCAAUGGCAAGUCCAGCCUGCUAUUGCAGCAAAGGACUAUGAUGUGAUUAUGGAUGCCUUGAUAUCGUUACUACAACCAAUAGGCCUCGCCAAAUCUCAUAUGUCAGCCACUCGCAAAAGAGUCUACCGCGAAUCUCGACGUGAUUUGGGCGAGCUAUACAAAGCUAAACGACAAAAGAUUGACAGGGACUCUACAAGCGCUGCCGCUGAUGCAAUAGUAAACGCACCAGCUCCAAGCAAUAUGGAUACAGAAAUGGAUGCUACUACAGCUGCUGCUGUCGAUACCACCCAACCAACAACAUCAAAGAAACAAAAGCACACCUCCUCAAGCGUCGUCGCAGCCAAAACAGCCGUAUCAUCCCUCCCACAUUCAUCCGACCUAGACACACUCAAAGAUCUCGUAAUUGGCAUAAAUGACGUAUCUCGUGUUUUGGAGGGCAUGAUUCCGAGAUCAUUACAGUCAGGGAUAACCAAGUCAACAACAGCCGACACAGGCAUGCCAGAUACAGCACCAAAGCAACGAUUACGAAUGGUAUUUGUAUGCCGUAGUGAUCUAGAUCCUCCACACUUGUAUACACAUAUCCCGACACUGGUGUGUCUUGCUUCACCUGAUGGUGACGGUGACGACGCGAUAACGUUAUGUGGACUGAAUGCAGGGGCUGAAGAUAGACUUGCGAGAGCUUUGGGUGUGAAACGUGUUGGGUGUCUUGCCGUCAAGACAAACACACCAAAUUUUGAUACGCUCUACACCCUGAUAAAAUCCACCGUCGCACUCCCAUCUGCUCUAUGGCUCAAGCAAGCUGUGGAUGCCUCAGACAUAAAGUAUCUUCCAACGCAGAUAAAGACGGUUGCGACGACUGCACCUGUUGAGAAGAAGAAGACAUGGGCGGUGGGUGAGAAGAGGGCUGCAAAGAGGAGUGCAAAGAUGAAGAAGAAGGCGGAUGCUAAAGUGGUUAGAGCGGAGAAGAAGAAGGAGGCUGGAUUGAAAUCUAAGGAGAAGAAGGACACCGAGAGAAGGAUGAGGUAG
Synchytrium microbalum is the source of this 1173-nucleotide messenger RNA. RefSeq lists its product as uncharacterized. The coding region runs from base 1 to 1173 and encodes 390 amino acids. Gene Ontology annotation, biological process: tRNA processing; rRNA processing; nuclear-transcribed mRNA catabolic process, RNase MRP-dependent. Gene Ontology annotation, cellular component: cytosol; ribonuclease MRP complex; nucleolar ribonuclease P complex. The record is from RefSeq and is a predicted model, not a curated record. NCBI's taxonomy places the organism in Eukaryota, Fungi, Chytridiomycota, Chytridiomycetes, Synchytriales, Synchytriaceae. Gene Ontology annotation, molecular function: ribonuclease MRP activity. The transcript has 4 exons.